Messenger RNA from Lynx canadensis (Canada lynx), 159 nucleotides. It is a transcript of the gene PLN, whose product is annotated as phospholamban. The transcript has a single exon. Lineage: Eukaryota; Metazoa; Chordata; Mammalia; Carnivora; Felidae. Gene Ontology annotation, cellular component: sarcoplasmic reticulum; membrane. Gene Ontology annotation, biological process: negative regulation of ATPase-coupled calcium transmembrane transporter activity; negative regulation of calcium ion import into sarcoplasmic reticulum; negative regulation of heart rate. Bases 1 to 159 code for a protein of 52 amino acids. The record is from RefSeq and is a predicted model, not a curated record. Gene Ontology annotation, molecular function: ATPase inhibitor activity.
AUGGAGAAAGUCCAAUACCUCACUCGCUCUGCUAUAAGAAGAGCUUCAACCAUUGAAAUGCCUCAACAAGCACGUCAAAAUCUCCAGAACCUAUUUAUAAAUUUCUGUCUCAUUUUAAUAUGUCUCUUGUUGAUCUGCAUCAUUGUGAUGCUUCUCUGA